Messenger RNA from Plasmopara halstedii, 1623 nucleotides. RefSeq lists its product as hypothetical. The transcript has 2 exons. NCBI's taxonomy places the organism in Eukaryota, Oomycota, Peronosporomycetes, Peronosporales, Peronosporaceae. The coding region runs from base 1 to 1623 and encodes 540 amino acids. Gene Ontology annotation, molecular function: metal ion binding. The record is from RefSeq and is a predicted model, not a curated record.
AUGUCUUUAUCAGCCACACAUAGUGACAACGCCGGAAUGCUCAUGCGAUUAGAACGACAAGAGGCGAUCGAUUGUGCCUCCGACUCGAAUCAACUUCACCACCAACGUAAUCAUACUAAUCCACGCACCACAAAGCCAUCGAGCAUACCUUUACAACCAUCUGAGUCCCAAAAGGCCCAGAAACAAUCACGUCUUAGUCAGCAGAGACACGAGUUAAAACCUACCCAGCAUCCUCAACGUCGACGUCAGUCUCACGAGCCUCACGUAUCGACACAAAAUCUUCUACAAGCGCCACAACGGCACUCGCAGCACCAGCCCCGACCAUCUCGUGUCUCCUUUAAACACACUGUUGUAGUUCAUCGUCCUAGCACUUCACAAAGCGCUUUGAGGACUCGUGGUCAGUCCGACCAAGCCCCAGGAAGCCGGACUCGUAAUUUCAGACCUUCACCGGGCCCACUUUUACCAGUCAAUAGUCGAUCUGAUCAAUCUGAGCAGCGACGACACAUGCAAGACCUAUCAGAUAACCAAGCGAUGGUUCAAGCGACUUCUGUUCGAAUUAAUCGUGCCAAUAGCUCCCCGGAGCAGCCUUUUCGGAGUCACAAUUCAAAUUUACCGCGUUCGAAUACUGAAACAUAUGCUGAGUUAUCUCGUGCCCGUCGUCGUGAAAUUAUCUCUCGCGUGAAUGAAUCAGUGCAGACUGUAAUGGGGUCAAUGCUCUCCGACAAGUCCAAGAGUGUGCAAUGGAAGCCCAAGCUCCGAAAGAAAGACAUCUCGUAUUUUACAGACGAAAUGACGGUAAAGGCCGGGCAGACACGCUUUUGCUGCGUAAGCCAUUCGCACGCGUCGGUCGAGGAUAUUAUGGAGCUCUUCGUAGUGUCUGAGGAAGAAAGUAUGCGGCGUAAUAUUCGGGUUUUGUCUGAUACGCUACUAGAAGCUCGUAUCGUAUCGAUUUUGCGUCGACCUACAAAAGAACGUCCGAUGAAUUCCAUCUACAUUCGCCACGCAUGCCAUCAAACCCCUGGUCUCUUGAUGAAUCGAAAAGUGUGUCUGAUCGUUGCUACGGACAUUAUUCACCAACCAGAUGGAUCAGUUAUUGGUUACUGUCUAUGGGAUUCGAUUGACGAUCCGGAGUUUGUCGAAACAACUAACAAGUCAAAUCUUCAAUCGUGUACAAUGUUUCGGUCGGGCUUCUUUUUACGCCGUUCUGGUCGAACAUCGUCAUCUCAAAAUGAUCAGAUAUUAACCAAAAUUGUAUAUAUGGUUGGAUUAGAACCUGGCGGUUGGGCUCCAGGUUUCACUGCACGAUUAUUGAUGGAAAAAUUUGGUGACAAUCUUUUGCGAUUAUGCUCACACUUUCGUCGCAAACGUUUGGAUUCGCGGACAUUUGUGAAGAAGACACAGUGGGUAUCGAAAUUAUCUGCCAAGAGUUGUCGUAAUUGCAAAAAGUCAUUCCAGGUGCUUUCAACUCGUGUCAAUUGUCACUCUUGUGGUCAUGUGGUCUGUCGAUCUUGUGCAACAAAAGAAUCGGUUGAGUUGCACGCUGUGGGUCUCGUUCCUAUGCACAUCUGCUUUUUGUGUCUUAAAAAAGCUGGACUUCCUAUCCCUCCCUCGGGUACAAAUUGA